AUGUUCAACGCAGGAGUGACCGAGGGACAAUCAACCACGAGGCCACCAUUGUUCGAUGGAACAAACUACUCGUAUUGGAAGGAGAGGAUGAGAAUCUUUAUCCAAUCCAACGACUACAAGCUGUGGUUGAUUGUGAAGAACGGCUGCGGAGUCCCGAUGAAGAAAGUCGGUGAAGUCAAUGUUCCCAAAACCAAAGAAGAGUUCACCGACGAAUAUUGCAAAAAGAUGGAGCUCAACGCCAAGGCAAUAAACAUGAUUUAUUGCGGUGUUAACGUGGAUGACUACCGCAAAAUCUCAAGGUGUGAAACCGCAAAACAAAUGUGGGAGAAAUUGGAGGUCACCUACGAAGGAACCGCACAGGUUCGGGAGGCCAAAAUUGAUCAUCUCACUCACGAGUAUGAACUCUUUUCAAUGAAGGAAAAUGAGAAGAUUGAGGAAAUGUUUGAGAGAUUCUCUAACAUCAUCAAUCCCCUCAAUCUUCUCGGGAAGACAUACACCGACCGAGAGCUCGUGAGAAAGGUGCUGCGAAGCCUAUCUCCUAAAUGGCGCUCAAAGGUGGACGCAAUCGAAGAAGGUCGUGACUUCCAAACAACGACCUAUGAUGCUCUUCGAGAUGAUGAAGAUGAUGACAGCGACGACACCGACCUCGGACUCUUUGUCCGAAAAUUCAAGAAGAUGAUGCUCAAGAAGGGAGCCAAGAAGAACAUUCCACCCAAAUGCUAUAGGUGUGUUGAAGUUGGACACAUCAAACCAAUGUGCCCAAAGCUCAAGAACGAGAAGGACAAGAAGACACCGAAGAAGCAGCGUGCUUACAUUUCUUGGGAGAACGACGGCUCCGGGAGUGAAGACUCGGAAACGGAAGAAGUGGCCAACUUGUGUCUCAUGGCCAUUGAAGAUGGUGAUGCAUCAAAAGAGGUAAGUGAUCAAGAACCUUCUCCCAAUGAUCCUUUAACUCUUAAUGAUGUUGUUUGCAUUGUAGAAGAUUUGGUAAGAAUGU
Cuscuta campestris is the source of this 997-nucleotide messenger RNA. Lineage: Eukaryota; Viridiplantae; Streptophyta; Magnoliopsida; Solanales; Convolvulaceae. The record is from the annotation of a GenBank genome assembly.